AUGCCGUAUUCUCCGCUUUCCGCCGCGGGCAGGGUCCUCGGGCAUACGCUGACGUUGCGCGGCGCCGGGGUGCUUCCUUCUCGGGUUUACCCCACCGCGGAGGCCAUGUUGCGGUAUGGGUUACCCCUUCGCACCUCCACCUAUCUCCCCUUGCUGACGCGGACGAACUAUCCCAUCUCGAGCACCUUUCCGUUGGAAAUUUUGUUCGAUUCGGAGCGGGAGUUUAUCGAGACGAAACGGGUGUUAACGCAACCCACCGGUUCCUCCUCUGCUUCCGGCGCCACGACGGAGGCGGUGAACCGCGCGAGGGAUCUCCAGAAGCACAUCACCAGUACCGAUGUCGGUUCGCACGUCGUCACCACCUUUAAUUCCGCCCCGAUGUUGGAUCGCAUCGUGAAGGAGGCUCAAAAAACGCUCCGAUAUCGGAUGCACACCUACUGCGAGUCGUAUUCGAUGGAGGCGGACGAUUGGAAGGAACAUAUUGAGGAUGUUUUAAGGAUAUAUGAUGAUUACCGCCACGAAGAAACGGGCAAUGGUGAUUCUGACAUGGAAGACUAA
Molecule: messenger RNA, 558 nt
Organism: Phytomonas sp. EM1
Lineage: Eukaryota; Euglenozoa; Kinetoplastea; Trypanosomatida; Trypanosomatidae
Source: the annotation of a GenBank genome assembly